AUGGCUGCGCGCUUCCCCCUCCGCUGGCUUCAGGCCCUCCGUCCGAUCCGCCUCCAGCCCGCCCUCCGCUCCUACCAUGUCACCGCCCCCCUCCGCUCCGCCUCCGUCGCCGACGCAGCACCCUCGACGCCCCCCUUUCUCGCGACCCUCAAGGCCGACCUCAAGACGGCCAUGCGCGCCAAAGACGCCCAGCGCCUCGCCGUCCUUCGCGCCAUCAUAACCACGACCAACAACGCCGCCAAGACUGACAGCCCCAUCGCCACCGACGCCCAGCUCAUCGCCCUGCUGCGCCGCAACAUGCGCGCCAACCUCGACGCCGCCGAGCAGGCCCGCGCCGCCCAGCGCGAGGACCUCGCCGAGAAGGAGGAUGCCCAGGCCAAGGUGCUGCAGGACUACAUCGAGAACAGCGGCGUCAAGCAGGUCACUGAGGCUGAGGUCGUCGAGCUCAUCAGCCGUACGAUCGACGAGGUCAAGGCUGCGAGCGCCAACGGCAAGUCUUCGCUGGGCGCCGUCAUGAAGGGUGUUCAGGGCGCGCUCAAGGGGCGGGCUCUCGAGGUGGAGAUGGCGAGAGUCUCGGAACUGGUCAAGGAGGCCAUCAACAAGGCGUGA
Verticillium alfalfae VaMs.102 is the source of this 609-nucleotide messenger RNA. RefSeq lists its product as hypothetical. Gene Ontology annotation, cellular component: mitochondrion. The coding region runs from base 1 to 609 and encodes 202 amino acids. Gene Ontology annotation, molecular function: carbon-nitrogen ligase activity, with glutamine as amido-N-donor. The record is from RefSeq and is a predicted model, not a curated record. The transcript has a single exon. Lineage: Eukaryota; Fungi; Ascomycota; Sordariomycetes; Glomerellales; Plectosphaerellaceae.